Molecule: messenger RNA, 23542 nt
Organism: Lymnaea stagnalis (great pond snail)
Lineage: Eukaryota; Metazoa; Mollusca; Gastropoda; Lymnaeidae
Source: the annotation of a GenBank genome assembly
UGAAAUCCCUUUUUUUAUUAUUUUUUUUCAAAACCGAAACAAGACGUACAAAGUAAGGUCAAUAGCCGUCCCAAAGGUAUUCGCGAUAACAUUUUGUGGUUACGACUACACGUCGCGAGCACCCGACCCUGUCUGCUAGAACUGUCUUUACUCCAGCCUGAUUUGUUUUAGUCGUCAUUACAAACACUAUGGCAGCCUGCUUCUUGUUUUCAUCCAUCACGCAACAAGCUGGGAAGCGAUUAUGCAAGAACCCAAGUUUUUAUUUACCGCUUUUAAAGGUAAAACUUUUGAAACAUAUUUAAAAAAAAAAAUGAAUUUGGUGAUUUAUUCUCUUUAACUUUUUGGAGAACAAGAAUUUCAAGAAAGGUUAAACUAAAUGACCGCACCACGACCCCCAUUUUCGUCUUUACUAAGACAAUUAGCCAAACUGAAGUGUUAUUACAGGAUAUAAAAAUUAAUUAUAAGGUGAAUAUUUAAAACUUAUUUCGGUCACUACUCAUCUAGUAAGACUUAAUUCAGUUGACUAGCUAGUAGUAGUACUAUCUAGUUGCUAAGUUGGUAGCAUCAGAAAUUGUAGUAAGAAAUAUUUUAAUUAUUAUUUAAAUAUUUUUUUUAAAAUAUUCAUUCUGAAAAAUGUGUAACCUAACUUAACCCCUAUUAGAUUUUACUUUAGUAUUAUUACCUGGCUUUAACUUUAGGCUAACAUUUUUAAAUUUUCUAUAACUAAAAUUAAUUUUAAAUUCCUAUCCUCUGGUUCUAGUUUAGUAAAUUGGGUUAUUGGACUUGAAACCGACCUCUACUCCUAAAGUAACCUUUGACACCCCUCUUCCAAAUCUAUCACCCAAUACUGUUCAAAGUCCACAUAAGAUUACAAGGUACCCAGGUAGUGUAUCAUAAAUAAAGGCGAAUGGGCAUGUCAUAAGUUACCACUCAGUAGUCAGUAGUGAUCUGGAUCUCUUAUCAUAUUUUACAAUAUUAUUUAUAACCUAGUAACCUACCAGAUAUAUCAAAUUUAAAGGUUAGGCCCUCUCAUUUUAGGCAAAUUUCUUUAUAAAGCUGACAAACAUUCAACUAUGAAAAAACCUUUCCUUUUUUUUUCUUGAAAUAUUUUCCCCAGUAACUUUACCCAUUAGAUUAAUCUCAUGAAAUAUGUUUUGCUAAUUUAAUAGCUCAUUUAAAAAUAGAGUCAUCUUGGAUUGUUUUAAUUUAGUCUUGCAGAAUUCAUUCACAAUCAAAGGCAUAAUUUUAAUUUUAUGGCAUCCCAAAUUAAUUUUAGAUUCCUUGAAACUUUUGAAUCAUAGUGAAAAACUAAUUAUAGAGCAUGUUUCACUUCUUAUCCUGUAGGCCUAUAAAGUGUCCCAGAAAUUGCUGGAUCUUUGCAUUCCUAAUUUAUCAAAUCUGAUAAGAAAAAAAAAUUGUAUAAGAGACCUUUGUUCCCCUUUAAAAUGUGAAAUAUAUAUCAAUAUGUAACAUCUUUGAAGGACAGUAAAUGCCCUUGCUGUUUUAAGCUAUUGCACAUUGUAAAAGAUAUGUGCUAGUUUUUUUUGUAUUGUGUGUGUGUGUCUGAAAGCAAGCUUCAUUUAAUUAAAUUUCUAUUCAAAUAUUUAAAAAAAAAUUUUUUAUUGCUCUGAAAAGGAAAAAGGUUUAGAAUCUAGUAUUAAAUGGCUGAUCUGCCUUGUUCAAUAGCCUUGUUUUCUAAUGUGGUGAUAAAUAAAUUCCAGUAAAGUAAGUAUGGUUUGAAAAGAAUUAAGUGGUCCCUACGACUCACCUUGAGCUCAGUUGGCCCAUUGUUAGUUUGAAGAAAAAAAGUAGGUCUAAGUACUUUAAGAGAAUCAAAACAGUCUUAUCUUUAACACAAAAAAGGGAGACAUUGACUUUUACUUCAAAAAAAAAAAGUAAAACUAAACAGAGAAGGAGAACGUUAAAAAAGGAUUGAGUUGGGAGGCAAUGGUUGUGAAGCGAAUUAAGAGAUUCAAUGAUGUCUUAAGAAAAUGAAGUAGAAAGGAAUAGAUUAAUAAAAAAUAAAUUGUGAAACCUUGGAAUGGAGAGCAACCCUAUGGUGCAAUGGGAACAUGCCUGCCUUGUGGUAGCAUGUCUGUCUCAUGGCAGCAUGUCUGUCUCCUGAUGUGAGAGUCUAUCAACCUUAACUUCACCUCCUACUCUUAACAAUGCCUUCCCUAAAAUACCAGCAACUUCCGCCCAUCCUAUAAGUUACCUUAACCACAAUGGAGCUCUGUCCUGUACCCCGCCCCAGUCAUUUGUGACAACAGUGUAUAUACUUGUGUUGGAGGGAGUAGAUCCAAAAGCAUAAUUCAAUUCUCUAUAUCAUCAAUAUAUUAGAUUAGCCUAGAAAAUGUUUAAAGUUCAGUGGUGAUACAGAGAAGUGAGUUCUGAUUAUAAACAUAAAUAUAAUCAUGACAUAAGUAUUAGUUCAUGAUUAAUUUGCAUUUUUGGAGAAGAAAAAUCAAUUAUUGUGGGUUUUUUUGGUUUCUAGGUCUCAGAUGCCAAAUUUUCGUCCACUCCUAAACAUAACGUCAAAUUUUAUGACUCUGCUCAAGAAGCUAUUGGUGACAUAAAUGAUGGAGCUAAGCUUUUGGUGGGAGGUAUGAAUUUUCUUAAUUUCAUUAUUUAAAUUCUGUUCCUCUUCAAGAAGAGUAAAAUUUAUUCAAGCUUUUUACUUAAUCAUUUUAAAAAUAAUCUCAUUUUAUCAGUGAUUUAGUCACAUUUGUUAAAAACAGCUUCAGUUUAUUUAUUUUUCCAAAUUUUUGUGCAGGCUUUGGGCUCUGUGGUAUUCCAGAAAACCUGAUAGCUGCCUUACUUCAGAAGAAGACCAAAGGGCUAACAGUUGUUAGUAACAAUGCUGGUGUUGAUGACUUUGGUCUAGGACUUCUUCUAAAACAGAAGCAGGUGUGUUCUUGUGCUGAGUGACAUCAAAGGCUCAUAAAGCACAUUUUAUUGGUACAGCAGAUUAAUAAGCUACAUUUUUUUUGUGUGGAAUUGAUGGAAAGUUUUCAUUAAAAAUUAAAAAUCUCAAAAUGAGACUGAUCGUGAGCUAGUUAAUCAAAAAUAAAUUUUGUUUGUAAAAUUUUGAUACAACUGUUAGUGCCAAAGCAGAGUAAGGUAUGGGAAUAUACAAAUUUUUUUGAAAUACAACACCCACUAGCUGUGCUGUAAAAGUUAAAUAUGUUCUAAUUUUAGAACUUCAAGGGACAGCUUGGUGAACAUUGUUCUAUUCUUAAUAACAAUUUUGAUAUAUUGUUAAACACUUUUCAUUUUUUAAAAUUUGUUGACCUUAAUUGCAUAAGUUAAAGGGAGAAGUUAGUUGAUCAUGCAUUGAAUAAAGUCCUAAAAAAGUGAUAUUGAAAUUGACAAUGACACACCCAUCACACAAAAGUGACAUCUUCUAUGGGAAAAGUUGGGGUCACCAAGGGGCUACAGCAUAUUCCUAGGUGCUAACAAUAUAUUUUUUCAUUUUCAGAUCAAGCGUAUGAUAUCUUCAUAUGUUGGAGAGAAUCAGGAAUUUGAAAGGCAGUAUCUAUCUGGGGAAUUAGAAGUUGAGCUUACUCCCCAGGUAAAAAUCUUAAAUAAUCAUCAGAUUAUCAUAAAUCAAUCAUAAAUUAAAUUAAUAGAAAAAUCACAUCCUCUUUACAAGCUCCCAAUUUUUGAAAAGUUAUAAAAAAAAUAUUUCAAAUUACUUUAUAUACACUAUUCUAUUUUUUUAAAUAUAUGAUAGGGCAUACAAAAUGCAUUAUCACUUCAAUUUACCUUUCUGUUACUAUGUUGUGUAAAUUGGGGAUGGGUAACUCUGAAAUAGUGAUACUAGAGUAAUUGCUCUGUUUCAUAUGAAGAUAAGCUUUACUCGGAGCAGAAGAGCUAAAUUUUACCACUGAAAAAAUGUUAAGUCAUGUUUGAAAAUAAAGAUUUCCAUUGGACACAAUAUUUAAUCAAAAGGCAAGAUGACAAUAUAGGACAAAAAGUGUAACUUUUUGUUGAAACUGGUUGUUGCAUCAUACAGUGCAGUGGUUUUCCUUUGGGAAACAAAUUCCUGCACUCAUAUGCUUAUCAUUUUUGUCUAUUUUUAGCUGUAUAUUUUUGUUAAUGAUUGUGAGGUUGUUGUUUUUUUUAUUCAGGGUCAUACGAUCUUUCUUAUCUUUGUACUUUUCUAAUUGUAUUUGAUUACCUAAAAAUAACUAAAUGAAAUAUAGUCAUUUAAAAAAAGAAAUUUAUGGGAAUAUACACGUUAUAUACACAUAUUUACCCUUAUAGUACAUGGGGGGGGGGGGGGCAUUGGAUUAGUUGAGGCCUCUUGACAAAUGACUAUGCAUGCUAAAAUUCUGACAGUCAUAGAAACAGAAAAAAAUGUUGCUUAUGUAAGGACUACAAAAACAAUUUGGGGGGGGGGGGGGCAUUGGAUUAGUUGAGGCCUCUUGACAAAUGACUAUGCAUGCUAAAAUUCUGACAGUCAUAGAAACAGAAAAAAAUGUUGCUUCUGUAAGGACUACAAAAACAAUUUGCAUAUGUAGUGCCUGGUCAAUUAACCCAUAUGGUUAUGUGUCAAUUAUCUACAGACCAAGCUGGAAGUUCCACACGGGUAUAAUUUUCAUUGUUUCAUUUGAGAGCCAAAGUAUUAAUAACUUUCUUUUAAUACUAACAUAUGGACGGUGUGUUUUCUAAAUUAGUUUAUUAGUCAAAAUGAAUAGAAAUUAAUUGAAUUCAAAUAAAUUUUCUAGAUUGCUCAUCAUCCAUCCAUCCCUUCCAAAUUAAAAAAAAAAAUUGUAAAUGUUAGCUUUCCUACGAGGUUAAAUGAAUAAUCAAUAUCAAGGUCAUUUAGAAAUAUCUGAAAAGUAUUUAAAUAUUCAAAAAUAUAGUGUUGAAUUCAGGAGUCAGUUUAUUUUCCAAGUUUGUAUCAAAGUCAAUUUUUUUAUAUUUUCAAAGUUAUUUUAAAGGUUAUCUCCAUACUUUUGCAUAAAAUUUCAAAAUGCCCAAGUACCCUACUCUAAUAUGAGUUUGAUAAGAACUAGGGGUGUGCCGGAAUCCGGUUCCGCCGGAUUUUGCACUAUCCGGUGAAAUCCGGUUCCGCCGGAUUUACGUGUAUCCGGAACAACCGGAAUCCGGAAUAUACCGGAUUUCGGAAUUUGCCAGAUUUUGUGACUCACCGGAUCAUAAUCUGAAAUAAAAGUAAUUCUCUUUCCCGAAUUCCACACGAUCACGAUACAUUAAUCGAUUGUUUCGAGCGUUGAGCUUGUUUAAUGUUUAAUAUUCCGAACAUACCAGAGGCUAGAGUCAGCACCGCUAAUAGUGGCCAAUCAGCCCAAUCCCAUACAUGAUAGUGCGGGGAUGAGUAAUUAUUAUUCGUGACGUCAUCUUAACCGCAAUCACCAAUGACGUUGUAACAGAAAUAAUAAGCAACUAUACUGCCCAAGCGCCUGGCCGCCAGCCCGCCACCUUACCGAGCACGGCAGACGACCAUCAAAUUGCGUCAAGCCAGCAGGCCUGUGCUGACCUAGCCUAUCUAUGAAUACUUUUAGGGACACACACUGAUCGACCUGACGUCAGUCUGCUUAGCAAUUAGUCAUUGGUGCAGAGAUAUAGAUUACCCGUACUGCCCUGCGGAGCUGUCUCCUCACCAGGCAUAAUAAUAAUAACAACAACAUAGAAACUUAUUAUGCGCCAAAUUACAGUGAAACAAUUAAGUGAUCUCCAACGAGGUAUAAAUUUUUACUAGAGUGCUCGUGUAAACAAAAAAAGUGAUUGCGCAAUCUCUGAUUGGCUGGUCGGUUACCACUUGAUUACCUAACGCGAUAGAAAUUUAUCUCAGUUUUUAAAAUUUACCGUAAUUUUAAUUCAUAUUUUGAUUUAUAUUAUCGUUCACUCAAUUGUUAAAAAUGCGUAUCAUUUUUGAGUAAUAAUUAACAUUACGUUAGCGGUCUAGUAUAAAUUUAAAGGUCUUUGGUGAUCUCUAUGUCACCAAGCCAUCUUCGGCGAUUCUCGCUUGCGCUAUGAUCUGUGCUCUUUGGUUUAAACGACGGUAUGACGAAGCCGCGGCGCUCAGCUGUUACAAAAUAUUUCGCCAUAUUGAAUGCUUGAAAUUGGAGUGGAGUUUAUAAUUUAAAACUUUAUAACGGUAAUUUAUAAAAUUUAUCUCAUUUUCGAAGCUAGUUCAAGCUACAAUUCUAAAUAAUUUUCAAUUUAGUAACGAAUUUAAAUUCAGCCGUGGGACCAUCAUGGCUUCGAAUGUGGGUAGCGGGAGCGGGACCAAGACCAGCAAGAUAACUUAUUAUCAAUCUGCGUUUUAUUCUGAUUUCAGUGAUUUCUGAAUAAUUUCUAUUUUCUAAUUUAUUUCCAAGUUCUUCACUUCCAACUUCCAAUCAGCCAAUGUCAUUUAGCCAUUUAGGCCAACUGUUCAGAAGGCAUCCAACCCCUCAGAUUUACCGGUAUCUGCAAAGUACCAAAUUCCGGAAUCCGGGAGAAUCCUGAUUAUUCCGGAAUCCAGAUCCGGCGGAUUUCGCAUAAGAAAAUCCGGAUCCGGUUGUAAAAAACGGAUCCGGCACACCCUAAUAAGAACCACAUAUUUAUGAAAAAUAACUAAUUUAUACAUACAUAUUUUACAUGAUUUUUUCAAAUAAGUAACAUCUAUUUUUUUAGAUUUACUUAUUUUUUUCUAGACAAAUAAUUUAAAACAUGCUGAAUUUCUCAUUACAAGGGGACUUUGGCAGAAAAGAUUCGGGCUGGUGGUGCUGGAAUUCCAGCAUUUUUUACACCAACUGGCUUUGGAACACUGAUUCAUCAAGGAGGGGCUCCAAUCAAAUACACCAAGGAUGGAAAAAUUGAAAUUGCCAGUAAGGAAAGAGAGGUAAGCCAAUAUUUGAUAGAAUUAUAUAGGCAUUAAUUGCUUGACGUGUCAGUGCGGAACUAAUUUGGUUAAUUAAUGUCUUUUAUGCUUUUUUUGUAACUCACUUUUGUUAAUUACGUUUAAUUUGCUCAAACCAAGUUAAGUUAACUACAAAUGUAGAAAGAUUAUUUUUAUGACAAAAUUAUGACCCAGGGAAUCUUUUAUCCUUCAUAAAAUUUUAGUAAAAAAAAUUGCUCCCCUACAUUUGUUUGCUCAACCCUUUUUUCUUGUUCUGAACUUAUCAGUUGUAACUAUUUUGAUAAGAUUACAGCUAUUUUGGGGUAGCUCCAUUUUUUUUUCACCAAUAGGCCCCAGUUCUUCAGACUUUUCCUUGGUCUCUGUCCAUUUGGGAAAUGCUUUUCCUCAUGGUUUCCUCAUACUGAAGCCUUCUAAGCAGAUUAUUUUAUUUUUAAUCGGGUUGAUAACUUAAUAGCUGGUUCAAUGGAUCUAUUGCUAGCUCUUUUUACUCAAAUAUUGUUUCAGAUUUUAAUUUAGUAGUAUUGACAUAUUAUUGUAUAAAUGAUUUAGUUUUAAUUUUGGGCAGUAUAUAAUACAUACAUAACUAGACAAAAAUAACAUGUCUGCCGAAAAUACAUCAAAAUUUGACCUUUUUAUAUAUAUUAUAUUGUCACUGUGAACAUUUAAGUCACAUUUUUUCAAAAAUGCUUAAAUAAAAAUUUAUUAUUAAGAUCUAGUGCUUCUCCAUUUCCUGUAAAAUAUUUUUUUUAGAAUUGUAUUAUUGGAAAGUACAUUUUCUAUUGCAUGAUCUAACCAAAUAAUAUAAAAUAUAAAUAUAUAUAUGGCCAUGUUAUUAUAUUAGUGCAAUGGGGUUACAGCAGCACUUUGAAACCUUACAAGACAUUAAAACUAUUAGCUAGCAUUCUCUGACACCCAAAUUUUUUUUUUUUAAGUUGCCUUUUUCAGUCCCAUUUUAUUUUUGCAGGCAAAUUUUAUUUCCAUUGAUUAUGAUAAUAAUGGUUCCUUUAUUAGUACCAAUAUCAAUAUUUUGUGAUGCACUUGUGAAAUUUUUGGGACCCACCUGUGUGUUGAGGCACAUCUUUCUCUCCCUCAGCUGCACAGAUCUUUCAACAGUUUUUAUUAAUUUUUUAAAAUAAUUAUAAUAUUACUAAUACUAUUAAACCUUAAUAAUUAAAACAUCUGUUUACUAUGUGUGGUGGGAUGGUCUUGCAGUGUGGUGUUCCAACAUGCAUACUUGUUGCCAGCAGCUCUAAACCCACCAAUACCAGAAAACAAAUCAAGACAAAUCCACGAACUUUGGUUUAGAUGGGGCCCCUCAAUCUUUUUCGGUGGUUCUCUGGUAGAGAAGGAAAACCCCAACCACAAACCUCUAAUAGAGAAUCCCUCAAUGAGGGAUCCUUUUAGGCACUGGUAGUAUGAAUUCGUGCAAAAAAUUCUAGUAUGCAUGCUAAGUGGAAUCAUUCAUUUGAAAUGCCUUUGGUUUCACCAGCUGACUGGGAAACAUUUAAUUUUCAAUUGAACCCUCUCAACCGUCAUAGUUUUGCCAGAACCCCAAACAUUACUAUUGUGGCCACAACACAAAUAUAAACAUGGAGGCUUUGAAAGGAAUGGAAUAUAAUAAAGGUCUUAUUCUCUGAUUAAAAUCUGAUUUGAAAUAAAUCCACUAUAUAUUCUUUGCAUCAUCCAUCUGAUUCAUUGUGUUAUGAUUUGUAAACAGUUCAGUAGUAGUUAAAUGAUUGGAAUACUUCUCUAUCUACACCAUGGUCACCAAUUUUUUUUUUAAAUUAAAAACCAGCACAAUUAAAAUCAUUUUGCAACAAAAAAAUGUCCAAAAAUACAUGGAAAACUCUUCUGUCAGUGAGGGGUUAUAAACCUUGAAUGACAGGCCAGGACAAAGGUCUAAAAAAACAGUACUAUCCUGGUGAAUAAUCACCUUUAUCAAAACUUGUAGAACUGAGAAAUUUAAGUAUUUUAGUCAAGAUGCUGAAGUGUUGUGCAAAUUCUGUUCCAUGGUAGGUACAGCCUUAGAGGGAGCGUCCAUUAAUUACGACAACAAUUUUAAAAGCAAUUUUUUUUUAUCCGCUGUGGAAAUUCUCAAAUUAAUUUAGCAAUGUCAUUGAAUUAUAAAAUGAUGUGCUCAGAAGUUUAAUCUUUUAGUGCGGUUAAAAAAAAAAGAAGAAAUAAAAUAAAAAUUUGUUAAAUCAACAACAAAGGACAAUAGGAAUUUAUGUUUAUAACAAUAAAAAGUAGGAUAAAUCCAGGUUUUCAAUACUUGUACUUCUUAUCUAACGAGUGUCAAGCCAGCUGCAAUCAAACCACUAUUUCUAUAUAUUCAUAACAGUCAACAGUCUCUUAUCAUUGCAGGACCUUUAUCAACCCUAUAAUAGUAUUGGGCUUAACAUACUAACAAUUAUUGCUAGCCUAUAUUUGUAUUUCUUAUGUGUAUGAGUCUCUGGACAUUUUUGUUGAUUUUAUGACUCAUAAACUCCUUAAUAUAUUUUAUCAGUGUACAAUCAUAUACCAGAUAUAAUAUCUCCUAGUCCAUUUUACUUCCUUUUCCAAAGCAAAGGCUUUUUGUGUGCUGUUUAUUUUUGUUGAUUCAAAAUCAUUUUAUAAAAGGUCAUUCACGUCAACUAACAUUAAAUUAAUUAAAUAUGGCAUGGAAUAUUCUUAAUUUAGACCCCCACAUUUCCGUUGCAACCCUACUUGAGACACCCACUCCAUUCCUUUAAAUUAUGCAUUCUUUCAAAGAGGGCUCACUACCCCACUACCCCCCUCCCCGUACAAAAAAAAAUCUAUUUACAUGUAUUUAUAAACCAUGACGUACACACGACAAUUUAAUUGAAGCCAUGACUUCCUAAACCAGUAUUUCCCAACGUUUGGGGUACGCUCCACGGGGAGGCAAUUUGAAGAUUAUAGAUAGGACAGUGGUUCUCAGCCUGUGGGUCGCGAUCCCUUUGGGGGUCGAACGACACGACCCUUUCACAGGGGUCGCCUAAGACCUUCGGAAAACACAAACUCUACAGUUAUGAAGUAGCAACGAACAUAAUUUUGUGUAUGGAGGGUCGCCAUUACUCGAGGAACUGUAUUAAAGGGUCACGGCAUUAGGAAGGUUGAGAACCACUGUUAAAGGAGGAUGUCAUUUAGUUUCUGGGACAGUGGCAAGUGGCGCGUGUUUGGGGGGAGGAGGGUUGUUUGUUUAAUUUAAAUGUUCCUCUAAAAGAGAAAGCACUAAAGCGAAUCAUUAAGACUAAGACUAAGAAGACAUUUAAGUAACGAUUUGAAUUUGAAUUCUCAGAUAUCUCAACUAUAAACUGACUAAACUAAAACACUUAAAUGCAGUCGUAUGAUAUAAUGUGAGCUGUUGACUUUGAUACAUAGAAUAAGUUUAAUUUUUAACUACGCUCAUAUUUUCAAUGUCCUAAAAAAGUAAAUUGGGUCAACAACCAAGACGAAAAUUUAAACCAUGGAAUAAUAUUGUUUUGUACAUUUUCGUCUUUUUAUAAUGGCAAAUUUUUUAAUAAUCCAAAGCCAGUUGAGUUAUCGUUCGUGUGGAAAAUAAAAGAUGGCGCAUGAUUUGUCAUUGUUAUUUUGACUCAUGGUGUUGAUGUGUCACGGUGAUCAAUAAUCUAUUAAUACACAUUGAAGAGAAACUUUAUUGGUUUUCACGAUGCCAAUCCGUGAUAGGUUUUACGAGCUUCAGCAGCAGAGAGAGCUGCUGGAAUUAGAAAAUAAGUCAGGAAAAGAUUCAACCAGUUCAAAGAAAAAGAUGGACGGCGGAAAAACAAUGCAGUCGUUCCUCACAGCAGCUAGUAAAAUCGAGGCGGAGUUGAAUAAAAUGAAGACAGAUGUUGCGGAAAUAAAGAAACUACAGCAGGAUAUGCUUAGUACUCCAUUUCCUGAUAAAAAUAAUGUGGCGAAAUACGAGUCUCUUGGAGAGCAAGUUCGCUUUGAUGCAACAAAAAUUGGUGGAUCCUUAAAAGAACUGGAGAAAAAAUAUGAUGGGCGUGACCUUCCUGAAGAGAGUGCUUUUAAACGAGUAAGAACUCAACAACUUAACACUCUCACUGCUGAACUUAACAUUUCAACAAAUGAAUUCUUUAAAAUUCAAGCUGACUAUAUGGAUAAAAUGAAAAAGCGAUUAAGAACUCAGAUGAAAGCCCGUGGGGAUUCAAUUGAUGAUUCAAAAAUAAAUUCUCUUCUCGAUCAUGAUUCAUAUUCUGUAUUUACUGACAAUUAUAUAUCUGAUGUACAUGAUGCAGAACAAACCCUUAGGGAUCUUGAUGAAAGGAAGAAAGACAUUCUAGCUCUAGAAAAAAGUGUUGCAGAUGUGAACCUCUUAUUUAAAGAAAUGAACUUACUAGUUUCAACACAAGGUGAGACUCUAGAUACCAUUGAAAGUGCUAUAGAUAAUACAGCUGUGCAUGUGGAAAGUGGAAAACUAGAACUUGUCAAAGCUGAGGAAUAUCAACACAGGGCGCGUAGAAAGAAAUUCUGUAUUAUUGGCAUUGUAUUAAUUGUUGUGAUUAUUUUGGCUCUUAUUAUUACAGUGUCUGUUGUAACGUCUAAAUAGGAUAAUACAUUGUCAUUUUGUGCUGCUUUUUCAUUGAUUAUAAAGUUUCAUUUGUUUUUAAUUCAUGAAAUAACUCUCUUAGGUUUAUCUUAACUACAGUUAUCUAAAAGAAAUGUAUAGUUUAUGCUGUAAAAUAAGGCAGUAGCAGUAUUUAAUUUUUUCUUCAUUACAACCUUAAGUUUUAUAUUUUUAAGGUUUCAAUUUUAAGAAAUUCUUGUUUAAAUUGUGCAUUGGUGGGUAAAAGGAAAUAAUGAUAUGGCUAAAUAAAACGCAAUAGCUUAAGUGUUAUGCAGUUUUCAAUUGGCUUCUCAUCAGAUGUUUUUGCAGUUUGAAAUUCAUAUUUAUCAAUGUUAAUUAUUUUUUUAAAAUUACUUAUAUGCUUGUAGCUAGCAUUUAAUUCAGUUAAGAGUUAAUUGAGAUAAAAAAUGUAUCCAAUAGUCAUAGCCAUAAACAAGGUAGUACUGUACCGGUACCAAAAGUUUCAUAUUUUUUAUCUAAAGAAACAUAAUAUAUAAGAUAAUUUUUAAAAAACAACUCUGAAAUAUACAUUUAUUUUACUGUAAUUAAAACUCUUGAUAUCUGGUACUGAGCAGUUUGAAACCAUUAAACGUCAUUUUUCUAUGCACUUGCUUUACCAGCAGUACCCUUGCCUUAUCAAACCAAGGCAUGUGUGAAUAUGAUAUGGCCUUGUAAUUUUAGCAUUUUUAAAAAAAAUCACUUUCUGGGGUCUAGCACUUCUGUUUUUUUAACAAAUACUGUUGUUUGCAUAAAAUUAAUAACUUUAUUUGUGUAAGUCGUUUUCAGUAAAUAAAAAAACAAUUAAAAUGUUCAUUUAGGCCUAGCUAUUUUAUAUAUUGAAACUGAAAUCAAAUAUAUAUAUUGGCUGCAGAAAUAGGAUGCAUUUUUUUUAAUGCUGUAUAUUAAUGUAAGUGGAGAACGGUUAUGUCAAUCAGCUUUAACACCACAGAAGCAGCCAUAGUGGCUUAUGCUCUGCCAUUAUGACAGUUGGGUUAAUUAUUGACAAUUUUUUAUUAUAAGUAAUAUACCAUUUUGUACAUAUAUGAAUUUUCUUAAAGUUAAAUCUAAAACAAAAUUUUCUUAAUAUUGUUAAAUUAUUAUUUACAAGAGACAAGCAUUAAAAAAUUAUUUUAAAAUGUGCCAACUUAUCAGACUUAUCUUCAACUUUUGAGUUUCCUAAACAUUUAAAUAUAAUUAACAUUUCUAAUAAUUUAUGUAAUCACAUCUACACCAAAGUCACAAUUGAAUAACCAUAUAUAAAACUUAUUUACAGUAUGUUUGCAUUUGGUAACCAUAUCACUAGUUGCAACUACCUGGUACCCAAAAUACAAUAAUAUGGGGAAACACAUUUUUUUUGUUUAUAUUCUGACUGUUCCGUAUGAUUUUUUAAUCAACUUAAUGUCAGUAAAUUAAAACUUUAAAACGAAAGAAAGAAUGUAAAUAUAUAACUAGUUUUACUAUCAAACAAAAUGACACUCACUCACAGCAGAUCCUGGCCAUGAUAGAAGUAGAAGUGUUUGGCGCUACCAGUUGAGAUUGAGAGCACAAAAAUAUCUGUUAAUUUCUCUAAUUUGAUAAAGUCAUCUGUUUAUUUUCUAGAUUGUCUUUCAGGAAUGUAAUAUGACCAUUAAUGUCUAGCCUAUGACUAUGAUUACCUUAAUGUCAAUAGAGACAUGUACAUAAUAAUGUAUGUAAAGACCUGCCAGUAUGUUGGUGACAUUUUUUAAAUUACUAUUUUGUGUAUUUUUUUAUUUAAACAUUUUUCAAAUGUGUCACAUAAGAUUGUAAUUGUAUAUAUUUCCAUCAUCAGACAUUAUGUGCCUUGUUUAUUUUUGAAUAGUAUGUUAAGCAUCUCACUUUCAUCUAUGUUACAUGUUGUUGCCUAUUUUGACAGUUCAUAAAUUGAGGUCAAUAACAUUCCAGCUGCUCCUAUUUGUUGUAAAAAUUAAAAGCCUUUACAUUCCAUGAGUUAUCAUUUUAGGUAUGUACAUUUUUUUGUACAAUUUUUAAUGUGUCAAUUUCUUGGCAUGUAAAAGCUUUAGUAAGAAUCUGUUGUAUAAAGUUAAGAAUUUGGUCAGUGUGCUAGAGUAAGUCAGUGUGUAAGAAGGUAGAGUAAAUUUUUGUUGCAGAGAUAAAGUUAAAGUAAAACAUGAGUAUAUAAAGUUUAUGUUUGAUUAUGUAUGACUUUAGGCAUGAUAUAAUACUGGUACAAGAACAAAAUUGAUUUUAAGCUACAUGAAUAAAGUAACAGUCAUAUAUAUAAUUAAAUAAAUUUUUUGAGUGUUUCAUUGCUUGUGCCUAUAAAAAUGGACUUUCGGAAGAUCAAUUUUUUUACCUCAUUAAAAAUUGUAUGCCACCCAUCAUAGUCAUAGAAUAUAUUCUGCAAAAGAAUUAAAGACAACAUGAGCUAGAUAUUUUAGCUCUCAGGUAUCACUUGUUUCUUGAUUUGACUUUGUACUCACCCUUCACACAAUGCUUUUGUAAACAUUAAAAAAGUUAUUUCUAAUAAUUGGCUUUUUUUCUAAAAAUAUAUACAUGUUUACUCUUGUCACCCCUGUGUAGUAUAAGCAAAGAGAAUGGUAAUGAAUAUGUCGAUCUUGUUGCAGUUUAGAAUACUUAGAUUAUACAAACAUGCCACUUUCUCUUAAUAAUGUGGUCAGUUAGGCAUAAAAACUCCAACCUCCAAGUCUAAUACUGGUAUCUAUGCAUACAGCACAUUUUAAAUAAUGUAAAAAAAGAAGAAAAAAAUAUGAUUGGCCUCGUCCAAUUUAAGUUUUUAGGUAAAUCCCUUUAAAUUUAAACCUUUACCUUGCUUUGUGGUAAGAAAAUGUCAUUUAAAAGAGGAAAACAUAUCUUUAUGGUACCGGUAACAUUUUAAAUUUUAAGUGCUUUUAACAUAAUGAAGGUAACCAUAUUACUACACAAUGUGCCAUGUUAAUUCCAUACUAGUCACAACACAAUUUCUAUCUGUUGUGUUAUGUCUUUAACUUAAAUGGCUUUAGGUUACCAGGUAUGUGGAAGAACACAAAAGUAAUAUAUAUGUCUAGAGGGAAGACCAGCAAAUUUCUCAUUUAUUUUCUUUGCGUUAUUUUUUUUUACCCCACUAGAAUCGUGCCAUGUUGCUAUUGGCGCAGACAUAGUUUACCGGGGUAUUAACAUUCAUCUUCAAUGUAUGACAAAUGUUAAUUAUUUUGCAAUCAACAUUUAAGAUCACAACUUAAACUUAACUGUCAACUCUCCUAUGAUCAUCAGUCAAAAGUGGCAGGAUUUGGUGACAUGAUAUUUUCACUUCUGAUUUGAUGGUCCGUUUUGGUCUGAUAGAUUAUUGCAAAUACACUGGUAGACUUGACAGCAUUAACCACUACCAUUAGUGAUCCCAUGAGCCUUGGUUGUAAUAGUAAUAUGCAACAUAAUGAUAAAUGUAGCAGAGAGCCACUAAAAUUUUGAGAUGGGGAAAAAAGUUGUACAACCAUUUCAUAGCAACAAUAGUUUGACAAUGAAAUAUACAUUAAAGUCUUGAUAAAAAGCUUCAAUGAAAUUACCUGAAGUGAAGUGCUUCCACCAUGCCAGUACCGGUACUUAAAAUUUUGGCAGACUAGUGAUCAAGUUUCCCAUUCCACUAGGGAUCCGAGCCAGAUUUAUAACUUAUUUCUUUCUUGCUUAAAUUACUUCAAAUAUGUUAUAAAAUAUUAUUUAGUCAUUGAGCGGCCAAUUUGAUAUUACCAUUUAUAACAAGCUGUAAUAAUUUGUUGCUUGUUUUGGCUGUAAAUAAGAACAUCAUUUUAAAUUUUUUUCUGGUAAAGGGGAAUAUUAAACAUGUUUGAAGAAAAAAUCCUUAGACUAUGAUUACUAUAUGAAGGGGUUCACAAGAUAUUUUCAUUUUUAUACACACGAAAAAACUUUUUUUAAAAGGUGUCUUUGAAACAAGGAAUUCAGUUGAACAGGAAAGAUGUAACAUUUUCCAGUUUCUUGACUCAUGUUUUGCAGACUGUCAACAUAAGGCUUGCACUUGCAGCCUAGUGCUGAUCUGCUGAUUACCAAAGCUCAUUACCUUUAGUAGACCUUGUAAACUUGGGCAUAAAAAUUUGCUAUCAUAUUAUUUAAUUUUGUUUUACAAGGAAGCUUCGGCUUGUAUACUAUAGUUACAUUAAAAAGUUGAUUAUGUUUGUCCAAACAGCAAAGGCAAUUUAAUGGCAUCAACUACAUCAUGGAGGAAUCUAUUACGGGAGACUUUGCUCUUGUCAAGGCCUGGAAGUCAGACAAGUCAGGCAAUCUUACAUUCAGGUAAUAAUAAUACUAAUAUAGAAGCCUAACUAUCAAUUACUUCAUGCAACAAGUUUAAGUCUACAAAUACAAUCUGCCUGAACAGGUGCCUUCUCUACAGUUUGUAAAAUACACAAACAAUUUCUAUAGAUCAACAUUAUAAUUAGUAAGUCCCCUGCAACAACCCAGAAAGAAAAGGUUUGUGAAAUUUAAGUGUGUAACGAAAUAGAAAAAGAUAGAGCAGUUUAUAUGUUGUGGAGAGUAUCUGAUAUAUCUAAAAUUACUAAAAUGGAUAAUCUAAAAAUUCUUUAAUGAAAUACUGUUUAAUUUAAUACUGACAUGCAUAACAAAAAUAAAUAAAUAAAAUAUAUGCUGAUCCACAGUGUUAAAACUAUCUUAUUUUCAUGUUUGUUGAAUUGGAUUCAUGGUCUGGUAGCAAAUGUCAAAGACAAGCUUAGAUCAAACCUCUCCCAGUACUAUUGAUUGCAGUUAAAAGAGCCUUAAAAUGUUACUUCUAUUUAUACUAAAAACCUGCAUAGUUAUUUAAAUUAAUCACUUGAUAAAAAAUGAUACAGGUACCCUUUUUUUUUUUCAUGUAUUUUAAUGACUGAUAAUUUUUAAUACACCAAAAUAAGAGUAAAACCUCUAAAAUUUACAAGAAUGUGAGAUUUAUGUAAAUUAAGUUUCAUUAUAAAUAUAUAUGGAUUUCCUUAAUCUCUCUGUCAAAUAAAAUAUAUUUUACAAUGGUAAUAACUUGGCAAGCCAAGCUGGCUAGUGUACUUAACAGUUAAGGUGGAUUUCAGCUAGGGCCUAGACUAGCUUAUCAAGUUUUAUUUGAAAUGAGCUUAGCAUUUAAUUGAGAGGCAAGAAACUUCUUUAUUUUUUAUUAUGGUAUGUACUUUUAAUCAGAUUUAUUUAAAGUAUGGUAAAUAUUACUAAUUAAUAUGAUUUUUUUUAAAGCUGAAUAAAUCUUGUACUUGACAGAAUGCUUUUGUGACCACUGAUGCUAAUGUAAUACAGUACAUUGUGUGGAUAAAUAUGUAUAUUUAUCUACUUUGUGGUUCAUGUUAUUCUCUAUUUUGAAAGAUUUUAUUGAUCGUCUCAUAUUUGUUGCUCACAUUCAGUCUUUUGUCCCACUGACUUACAGGAAAACUGCCCGCAAUUUCAACCCUCCUAUGUGCAAAGCUGGACGUGUGACCAUUGCUGAGGUGGAGGAGAUUGUGGAGGAUGGUGAAAUCCCCCAGGAAGAUGUACAUGUGCCUCACAUCUAUGUUCAAAGAGUCAUUAAGGGAGCCAAGUAUGAAAAGAGAAUUGAGGUUAGUGGUUAAUUGCCAUCUCCAAUGAAAGCUGAGAUGACCCAUAUUAUUAAUAUAGCGAAAAGUAUAACCAAUUACAGAGAUAGCACAGCCCAUGUGACACUUUUUUCCUUAUAUGGAGGGGCAGAAUUUUUUUCACCAACAACAGAGUUUUUUUUGUAGGAUGUUGGCAGCAAAAAUCUAGGCCCACCUCGGGAGACACUUUCCCUAGCUAAGCCACUGACAGCCAAAUUACGCUAGGUAAAAUAAUAUCAUAACCCUAAAAAGUCUGUACCAUUUUUUAAAUCUUGGAAUAAUUUGUAAUUUGUAGUUGUUUUAUUGUAGUUUUUUUUUAUUCAACUACCUGUAUUUAUUUUGUUGAUAAUACAGCGCCUCACAUUAACUAAACCACAAACCAAAGAUGCACCACCCAAUCCUGCUCAAUUGAUGAGAGAGAGAAUUGUGAAAAGAGCAGCUCUGGAAUUUAAGGAUGGCAUGUAUGGUAUCCUUUUCAUGAACACAUAAAAAAAACUUCCUGGAAACAGUCUUAAUUUAAUUGAUAAUUAAGAAGUCUCCUACUAUUCCAGUUAAGAGAGAGAGAAGUGUAACACUGUAUGGAAACGUAGUUAUUUAUUUGUAAAAAUUGUCAUAAUGCUGUGCAAAUGCGAUAGCUAUUUAACUCACUAGAUGAUUUUAUUUAUCUUGUUAGUCAAUGUAAAUUUAGCAUCAAACAUCAAUAGAACUAAUAAUUUGAACAAGCAAAAAGUAACUUGUUGCCAAAGUGCAUUCUGAUUGUAACACUGAAAAACAAUAUGGGUUUAAAAAAAUGAGUACAAAAAUACACAAAGCCAUAUCUAUUUGUAAGGUAGGUAUUCUAAAACUUUUGUUAGUAGGCCCCAUUUUUUUAAAAAAUGCAUGGGAAAACCCAUUAUUUCAAGAAAUUCCUGUUUUGCCCAUAUACUGAUCAAACUUUCUGUGUCCUUUUUGAACUGGUGGGUGCACAUAAUUUUUGAAACAAUGUGUGUAAAAAGACCAUAAUCCAUUUGAGACGUGUUCAUUUCUUAACUGACAUGUAAGUAAACUUGGGUAUUGGUAUGCCCAUGUUGGCAAGCAACUAUAUCAAACCAGGCGUCGCUGUUCACCUGCACAGUGAAAAUGGUAUACUGGGAUUGGUGAGUACUCCACUGAUACUGUGUUACUACUUUCCUUUUUAACUACGGUACAAAAUAUGUAUCUCCUACACUACAAAUUUCAUUGAACAAGUAACUUGUUGAAUAUUUUACUCAACAUUAUCAGUAACAUCAGAUCAGCUCCUAAAAACUUAAAGUAACUUAUUUAUUUAUAUAAAUUAUUCAAAGAAAAAAUUUAAUUAUUACCUUUAAUUUUAACAAACAUUGCACAUGGAAAUAAUUUUUUUUUUUUUAAACAAACGUUACACGACUUAUAGGAUUGACUUGUGUAAUGUUUUCUAUAGGGUCCCUUCCCUAAGCCCGGAGAAGAAGAUCCUGAUCUCAUCAAUGCUGGCAAAGAGACAGUGACAAGUAUUAAAGGCAGCUCUUUCUUUUCAUCUGAUGAGUCAUUUGCAAUGAUUCGAGGGUAUGCUCUGGAUUAUCUUACAGUGGUUCCCAACCUUUUAACGCCUGGGGCCCUUUUAAGAAUCAUUUUCUAUGGGGGAGCCCCUUAGGCAGACACUCAGUUAAUUUGUUACAUUUUUACAAGUUAAUUUUGUUUCUGUGUUCCCUUGAGCAGCGGUGGAGCAUAGGAGAAAUGCUUGUGAAGCCUUUAGGGCCUCCUGCGUUGCACAAGUUGGGAACUGGUGAUCUAAAACUUCGUAUUUCACACCAGAUUUAUAAAAAUGAGUGCGAAAAUGAUUGUCAUUAUAACAUUUAUUAAAAUACUGUCAUGAUAGAAUUAACUAAUUUUUAAUUAAUCUUUUUAGUGGACAUGUGCAGCUGACAAUAUUAGGAGCCAUGCAGGUGUCUCAGUAUGGAGAUUUAGCCAACUGGAUGAUUCCGGUGAGAAUUGUUGAAUAGUUCUAGACUUUUUGAUAGAACAUUGCCACCUAAUUCUUAAUGUCAAGAGCAUUAAUUUAACAAGAUGAUAGACACCUUUAGGUCAUAUUAUUGACAUUUGUUAUAAUUAAACAUAUUGAAAUUGACUAUUUAAAUAAUUUUACUUAUCAAAGCUAAUUUAUUUUAUUGCGAGUUCAAAAUGAUUUUGGAAACAUGUUGGGGGAUGGGGACUGCAGCUGGUGUCACAAUUAGAACAGGUGUCCCCUAUCACAGUGAACAUUUUUAAAUGAUAAAAGGAAUGAUUAAUUUAUUAUUGAAAUGUUGACUUAACCAAUAAGAUAACAUAGGUCAAGCGUAUGGUCUCACUACCCCUAACAAUGCCCUUGUUCAAAAGCAAAUGAUCAAAGUCAGUUUUAUUAUGGUACUCUUGUUAUAACUCUGUACCAAAUGAUGUUUUCUCUAGGGUAAAAUGGUCAAAGGUAUGGGUGGAGCCAUGGAUUUAGUUUCUGGCAGCAGCACAAAGGUCAUCAUCACAAUGGAACACACUGCCAAGGUCAGAAAGUGCAUUUUUUAAAGUUACUAUUAAAUUCAAAAUCAAUAGUUUUUUUGUAUGCUCUUGACUUGACAAGGGCAAUACAUGUCUUAAUCUGAAAAUAGUUUUCAUUAGAAUUUUUUUUUUUUUUUUCAAGUUGAUUUGUUUUUAGCCCCUUUCUACAUCUGGCUGUGAAUGAACCAAGAAAUAUGAUGUGUUGGGGACGAUUAGUAAUUAUAUUAUGUGCGCACUGGGUGUGAAAAUUUGCGAAGUGGGAGUAGUCUUGACUUGGGAGCGUAUGGGUGUGCAUUGGAUGGGGUAGGGGAAGGUGUCUAAAUAUUUUUAAAGGAUUUUAAAUAACACCGCCUAUGCUCAUAAUCAUGGUGAUUGAUCGUUAUUUUGUGGCUUUGUGGUUUCAUAAUGAACUCGCUAGAGAUAGCAAAAAUAAUAUGAGCAUAUUUGCCAUAGUGAGAAAUUAAGUGCUGCUGUGAAAAAGUAUUGCACGAUUUUGGAAGUUCCUAGGUAACCAGGUCUGCAUACUAUUUCUUCUCAUCUGAUAAGUCACAAAAUCAAUUUAUAAUUGUGUUAGUCUUCAAAGUUAAAUGAUUCAUAUAGAUAAAUAAAAUGUGUUGGAUAAAUUAACUGGUUUGGGACACUGACUCCCUGACUAAGACUUCAACAAACUCCAUAAUUUUACAUAGCUGCAAUAUUAUUUACUAUUGUUAAUCAAUACAAUUCCAUUCAUCACUUUCACGAUUCAUUGAAGUUGAAAUCUAGAUUUGCUUCUUGUAUAUUUUAUUCAAAGGGUGGCAAGCACAAGAUUCUCAAGGAAUGUAAUCUCCCACUUACUGGCAAAGGUUGUGUUGAUAUGAUCAUCACAGACUUGGUAAGGGGUCGUAAACAUUUUAGCAAUGUUAUCGUACCAAUCUCAGGACUUCGUUCCUAGUUCACACAGUUUUGAUUUUUAUACUCUUAUUGUAUCAGGAAAAGUCAUAAUCUCACCUCACUGUACUGACAAAGGGUGAGAUAAGUAAAUCAUCCACUUUUAGUUGGACCAUUCUCUUAUCACACACUUCCAUUAACAAAAAUUUAAAAUUCAUGUUUUUGUUAAAUGCAGGGAGUCUUUGAAUUAUCUCAAGAUAAAGGGCUAACCAUGACUGAAAUUGGUGAUGGUGUGAGCGUUGAAGAUGUGAAGAAAGCAACUGGCUGUGAAGUAAAUGUAAGUCACCUGAUAUCUGGUGUUAUUUUUUAAAGCUGUAGUUUUAUUAUUUAAAGCAGUUAAAAGAAAAUGAAUGUACCACAUUCCAAAGUAAGAUAAUUGUACAUUAACCUCUUGACUUUUAAGUACAGGGUCACCUACCCCUUCUCUUCUUUUUUUACUUUCGUUGAACAUCUUUGAGGUACAAUUCAUAACACUAUAUCUUUUGUAAAAUGUGUUACCUAUCAAAAAUAUAUUUACGCUAAUAAAGGUUUCUAUGCUUAUUGAAUAGUGUACUCAAAUUUUAUAAAUUUCUGUUGAAUUUUUUUGAUGAUUACUGUUAUGGCUAUCUCGAAGGUUAAUUAAUGUUUACCUUUGAGGACAUCUAUUUUAUAAAAAAUCCUUUUUUUUCCUCCAGGUCUCGCCUAACCUCAGGCCAAUGCAGAGUAUCUAAAAAGUACUGCCCUGAAAAUAUGUUGAUCCUGUGUAAACUAAUAUUCCUGAUGCAAGCAGUUAGCUUAGUGCUGCAAGACUAUGACGAUGACAGUAACUCUGGCUAAAACUGUUUAAAAACUAAAACAUGACUCUUAGUUUUUAAACAUAUGAAACAUGACCCUUAGUUUUUAAACAUAUGUGUAUCAAAUAUAAGGGACACAGAUCCUUGAACAAAAAUAUUGAAUUACUUUAAAUGAAUAUUUUCUCACUGACCAUACAUUUUAAAUUUCAAACUUUGAGAAUGAUAUUAAAAAAAAAUUUCUGAUUAAAACAAACAUUUUUUAAAUGUAAUUUUGUAGACAUUAAUGUGAGGCACAAAAUUUUGGCACAAUGUUUCUACAAAAAAUUGAUAUUUUGAUGAUCAAAAAAUGCAAUUUUUUAUUUUUAUUUAAGCUGUUUUGCUUUCAAUAAAAAAUUUGUUUCAGUUUCAUGUCAAAAUCAAUGAAAGAUAAUUACUGUGUUUCAAUUCAUUGUUCAAACUGAGUAAAUUAUUCCUCGCCCAGUCAAAUCCAACAAGUGUUUAAUGUUACAAAUAUUUUAAAAGAUAGCUCAUUCCUACUAUCAGGAGGUUUGUGAUAUUUUUAUUAGGGUUUUCUAUUAUGUAUAAAUUAAAUUUAAUAAGUGAGCUUUUCCAUGUCGAAAUUGAAGUGACAGUUUAUUGGCUGGGUUGAUUUUUAUGUUUGUUGAUUUUAUAACAUAAAAUUUUUAAAAGUGAUGUUUUUUUUGUUGGUUGGCAUGUUUAUAUGCAAACAAACUUUUAGGAAUGCAGUGUGUGCUCUGAUUAACUUGUAAAAUGCAAUAAGUUCAAAUGUAUAAAAUUAUUUAUAUAAUAAGAUUUUUAGAUGUUAAAUAAAUGACCAGUGAAUCUAAGACUAAGAAUAUUACUUAACAUUUUAUGAAUGAACAUGAUUUUUUUUUUUUAAGUUGUUAAUGAAUGCCCUUGUUACAAAAGUUAUUGGAAACAUGUUUUCUUGUUUAAUUAAUCUAAAUAAAAUUUCCAAGCUUUGUGAUUGAGAGUGGAUACAUUUGAUAAACUUAAUUAACUAACUUACUGGUUUGAAUGUAGUCUGUAUUCCUUAAAAUUUCAGCAUUUUUUGUUUUGUUUUACAACCAUGCAAGACAUUUUCCCUAGCUAUAGAGUGAUUGUGAUGAAAGAGCCAAGUACUCACUCCCAUCACACUGGUAGUUCCACAAGUCUUGCCAUAGCUGUUACCUUUAUAUCAUUGUUUUGACAGUGAGAAGAGGUUAGAAGUGAAUUGUCAUCAUGGGAAUGAAACAUGUUUACAGUGGUUCUUGGUCCUUUUGAUUUCAUAGAUCAUGCUUUAUAUUAUCCCUGUGACACCAUAACUUAAAAUACAUUUUGAUACUUUUUUUUCCCCCAUAACGUAUUGUAUCUCAUAGAUAGUCUAAUAAAUUGAUGGUACUAGUACUAGUAAUAUAUCUCAUAGAAUUUGUAUCUCAUAGUAAAAUAACAAAUUUGAUAGUCAUGGUAAUGUAUCUCAUAGUCAAAUAGGAAAUUGAUGGUCAUAGUAUUGGAUACCAUAGUUGGUCUAAUAACAAAUUGAUGGCCUUAUGUUAUCAAUCUACAUCACCAGUUCAGUUAGAGUGUUUCUCAGCUCUCUACCAUUGCUACUUAGUUAAUCAAAUGUCAGAAGGAUUUCUUAUAUAUAAAUGUAUAAUAGAAAAAAUGACCAUGUUUGAUAAAUUUAUAAAGGUGACUUUAAAUGCAUCUACUUCUCAACUGCAUGUACCAGUACUUUAAAAAAAAUUUGUCUAUGAAAAUGUACUUUAUGGAUGCAGCUCUGCCAUAUAUAGCAUAAUAAUUGCAUUGUGUUAUGUUCUGAUGUAUGACUAACUUGAAUCACAUUUACUUUAACUGAAAUAAUUUUAUUCUUGUGGCCACCGGUGACAGGCAACAAUCAUGCAUUUAUGUCGGCAAGUAGUUGCUAGUACUUUCAACCAUGUGCUUAGAUAUAUCAUCUGUUCAAUAAACCACAUUACCAAAAACUAAAGCAACUAAUGCAUGUUCACUACUAAAUUUUACAUUGUCAAAGGAAUCAAAAAAUAUUUAUUCUAGUCUCCAAAACUACUUUAAAGUUUGCUGUAUCACCAUAUUCUGCUGGAUAACCAUCCUAAUCCUAACUUGUUGUGGGUCGAAAAUGUUAAUGCUUAAACCAAUAUAUUUUGAAUGCCGAGUGCAAUGUAACAUGUUUGAAUCUGUAGCCUGGUGAUGUUAAACUGCUCACGUGUGCCAUGUUUACAAUAAACUUGUAUAACCAGAUCAA